AUGAGAGAUCUUGCUGUUAUUCUUCCCGAACAAAGAUUUCAGAAUUGUGAAUUAUGUGAACAAGGGCAGUUCCUGAGCAUUUAUCGUCUUUCAGUUCGCCCUUCAGUAGAAUCGCGACCUGUACUCAUACACGCCCACUACUCAGAAAGUCUUCAGACCUUACUUGCUCGUUUAUGCGACGAAUAUCCAGCGAUUUGGCAACAGAAUACGGUGUAUUACUUUUAUAUGGAUAUGGGUGGUGUCUAUCAUCAUGUCGAAGACGCAACUUGGUUAAGAGAUAAAGAUCAAUUGAUUGUCACUACAAUUGAAGAUGCAGAACUAUUCCCAAAACUCAAUUUAAUGGCUGUGCAUGCUAGUCUUCGACCUCACGUGAAACUAAGACCUCAUCAAAAAGAAGGGGUUGAACGAAUGAUAUUUAUGGAGAAAGUAUAUCGUGGAGGAAUUCUUGCAGAUGAUAUGGGACUAGGAAAAACGUUACAGACAUUAACACUUAUCCUCAGACAGCAACCGAGACUGAAUGUCCAUGCUCCUACCUUGGUCGUCAUACCUUCCAUAGCAGUUGGAGAACAAUGGGCAGAUGAGAUUAGAUCAAAAACAGAGUUUGGAAGUAUUCCUUAUUUUAUCUAUCAAGAUGACAACAGCUACUUGCUCGAUCAGCCUGUGUUUCGCGUGGUGAUCGUUACUUAUGAUCGUGUGAGAAUGGAGUUCAAGAAAUAUAUUAAUGGUGACAACAAUUGUCCCCUGUAUAAAGUUGAUUGGUAUAGGAUUGUCUUGGAUGAAUCACAUAAAGUGAGAGCAUUACGAACAAUGCUGAGUGACGCGGUCUUACAGCUGAGAGGAAAAUAUAAAUGGUGCUUAUCUGGUACGCCUAUUCAAAACAAUAUAACCGAACUCUAUCCUAUAUUCGCUUUCUUACAAGUGGACAUUAAUCAAAAGUUAAAGACAAACAAAAGUUAUAUGGCAGAACUACUUAAAUUACACAUGAUUCGAAGAAACAUUUCUAUAUUACAUACUGAAUCUGUACUAUUGCCUAGACAGGAGAUAAGAAUCACUUUGGAAUUUACAGAAUCAGAAAGAGCUUUGUAUGACUAUUUGGAGAAAUUAUUAUAUGAUCAAACUGUAAAGAAUCGUAGACAGGGAGAAAUGUACACGACAUUUGCCACAACAGCCAUUCUGUACUUGAGAUUAAAGCAAGUGUGUGGUCACCAUAUGAUCCUGCUGGAUAAAUUUCCAGAUCUGAUUCCAAUGGCUCAGGCUGGUGUUGAAAAUGAAAUCCUUGAUGCAUUUAGGGAAGAUGAAGAAGAAUUGAUUAGAGAAAGAGUGUAUAGCGAAGGCUUAACCGAAUACGAACAUAUUGUUGGGUUGAUGCAAAGUUAUUAUGAACAAUUUGGCGAUUUAGAAAAUCAAGUGAAUGUGACGCAGUUGCAAAAGCUGAAAUUUAUCAGGCAUUCGACCAAAGUGUCAUGGUUAAUUAAUUUUCUCCAAAAUAUCAUGGAAAAUAACCCCACUGACAAGGUCUUUGUCGAUCUUUUAAACAAGGUUGCCGAAGCCUUGAGCUAUUCUAGAAUCCCUCAUCAAUUAUAUCAUGGUGGCCUAUCAAGCUAUCGUCGUAAACAAGGAUUACAAAUGUUUAAUUACGAUCCAAAGAUGAGGGUUAUGGUUAUGUCAUUGAAAGCAGGUGGAAUUGGUUUAAACUUACAAAAGGCCAACCAUAUGGUUGUCAUGGACAGAUGGUGGAACCCGGCUACCAUGGAUCAGGCAGUUGCCAGAAUUCACAGAAUGACACAAUCGAAGCAAACGUACAUUUAUACAAUUGUGAUGAAGAAUACAAUCGAAGAGACCAUCUUGGAUGAUAUCUUAACCAAAAAGAACAAACUAUUCCAAAUGGUGGUAGAAACCGAUCAGGAUGAAGCUGAAGAGGAAAUUAGACCCGCGGAGCCUCAAGCAGAUGUUGAUGAAGAAUUAGAGCCUUUUAUAUACAUAUAA
Molecule: messenger RNA, 1986 nt
Organism: Rhizopus microsporus ATCC 52813
Lineage: Eukaryota; Fungi; Mucoromycota; Mucoromycetes; Mucorales; Rhizopodaceae
Exons: 10
Coding region: 1-1986 (661 amino acids)
Cellular component (GO): cytoplasm
Molecular function (GO): ATP binding; ATP-dependent chromatin remodeler activity
Source: RefSeq, a predicted model, not a curated record